GGGAGUUGACGUAAUCUCUUCGGUAAAUCAAGGGAUUCUAGCGAUUCUUCUUUUCGCAUGUUGUGUGCAGAUAUACAUCCGCCUUAUAUCUUUACUGGAGAAUAAACUGGUCAAGGAGUCACCGGUUGCAAUCACAGGUCCCUCCGGCGGAGGAUACCGCUAUAAUGGUUGUUUUUCACCUAGUUGGACUUUAUUACAGUUUUGGUGAUCGCGGAUUUUGAUUUAAAAAAAAAAACCAACACAUCUUGACGCCCGCUAGCUAACGUUAGUUCUCGCUACUGUCCUAUGGUGUUGUCUUGGUGAGAGUCUUCAAACAACGGAUAUACAAGGAGUCUUACUGGGAGACAGUCCUAAGCCGCAAACAUGUCUGGGGCAUCUGUAAAAGUCGCCGUUCGAGUUCGGCCCUUCAACUCCAGGGAGAUGGGCAAGGAUUCAAAAUGUAUCAUUCAGAUGCAAGGCAACACUACAACUAUUCUCAACCCCAAAGCCCCAAAGGAACCAGCAAAGACCUUCAGUUUUGAUUACUCCUACUGGUCACAUACUACGCCAGAAGACCCCAGCUUUGCAUCACAGAACCUUGUGUACAAUGAUAUUGGCAAGGAAAUGCUGGCGCAUGCAUUUGAGGGCUACAACGUCUGCAUCUUUGCUUACGGCCAGACAGGAGCUGGCAAAUCCUACACCAUGAUGGGCAAGCAAGAGGAGGGGCAGGAAGGAAUCAUUCCCAUGCUCUGUGAAGAUCUAUUUGAGAAAAUCAAUGAGGAGAGCAACAAAGAGGAGCUCGCCUACUCGGUAGAGGUCAGUUACAUGGAGAUCUACUGUGAGCGGGUGCGGGAUUUGUUAAACCCUAAGAACAAAGGGAAUUUACGAGUGCGAGAGCAUCCGCUACUGGGUCCCUACGUGGAGGACCUGUCCAAGCUAGCUGUCACCUCCUACACAGACAUCGCUGACCUUAUGGAUGCAGGCAACAAGGCCAGAACUGUGGCCGCCACCAACAUGAAUGAGACCAGCAGCAGGUCCCAUGCUGUUUUUACCAUCGUCUUCACACAGAAGAAACAUGACAGCGAAACAGAUCUCUCCACAGAAAAGGUCAGUAAAAUUAGUCUGGUAGACUUGGCAGGGAGUGAACGAGCAGAUUCCACUGGAGCUAAAGGUACCAGGCUAAAGGAGGGAGCAAACAUCAACAAAUCUCUCACCACGUUAGGAAAGGUUAUCUCUGCCUUGGCUGAAGUGAGCAAGAAGAAGAAGAAGACUGACUUCAUCCCGUACAGAGACUCUGUUCUGACAUGGCUGCUGAGGGAGAACCUCGGCGGAAACUCAAGAACAGCCAUGGUAGCUGCCCUCAGUCCUGCAGACAUCAACUAUGAUGAAACUCUCAGCACGCUCCGCUAUGCUGAUCGAGCUAAGAACAUCAAAUGCAAUGCUGUCAUCAAUGAGGAUCCCAACAAUAAGCUGGUGCGUGACCUGAAGGAUGAAGUGGCUCGACUGAAGGAACUGCUCCAUGCCCAGGGCCUGGGAGACAUCCUAGACAUUGAUCCUAUGGGGGAUGAUUGCCCAGGAAGUGGAAUCAAAUACCUCAAAGACAUUCAGAACAAUAAGCAUAGAUACUUGAUAGCCUCAGAGAAUCAACGCCCUGGCCAUUUCUCCACAGCCCCUAUUGGUUCCUUGACAGCCUCACCAUCCUCUGGAUUACUGUGCAGCCAGGGGGGCCUUCAGUCAGUCACCAGCAUUCAGGAGCGGAUCAUGUCCACGCCUGGGGGAGAGGAGGCUAUCGAAAGACUCAAGGAAUCAGAAAAGAUCAUUGCCGAGCUCAAUGAAACCUGGGAAGAGAAACUGCGAAAGACAGAGGCAAUCCGAAUGGAGAGGGAGGCCUUGCUUGCAGAGAUGGGUGUGGCAAUCCGUGAAGAUGGUGGCACUUUGGGGGUCUUCUCUCCUAAAAAGACUCCACACCUGGUUAACCUGAAUGAGGAUCCUCUCAUGUCUGAGUGUCUGCUCUACUACAUCAAAGAUGGAAUUACAAGGGUGGGUCAGGCUGAUGCUGAAAGACGACAGGACAUUGUUUUAAGUGGAGCUCACAUCAAGGAAGAGCACUGCAUAUUCCGCAGCGAGAGGAAUGCCAAUGGAAAUGUUAUCGUCAUGCUGGUGCCCUGCGAGGGAUCAGAAACCUACGUCAACGGCAAGCGCGUUGAGGAUUCAAUCCAGCUUCGUUCGGGUAACCGUAUCAUUAUGGGAAAGAACCACGUGUUCCGGUUCAACCACCCAGAACAGGCCCGAGCUGAAAGGGAGAAAACACCAACUGCCGAAACCCCUGUGGAGCCGGUGGAUUGGACCUUUGCUCAGAGAGAGCUUCUGGAGAAGCAGGGCAUCGACAUGAAGCAGGAGAUGGAAAAAAGGCUCACUGAGAUGGAAAUCUUAUACAAAAAGGAGAAGGAAGAAGCAGACCAACUUCUGGAGCAACAGCGACUGGUGUACGAGAGCAAAUUGCAGGAACUUCAGAAACAGGUGGAGACUAUUUCUCUGGUAGCUGAGACACCUGAUGAAGAAGAGUUGGAGGAGGAGGAGGAAGAGGAAGUGCCGUGGACUCAGCACGAGUUUGAGUUGGCUCAGUGGGCUUUCAGGAAGUGGAGGUACCAUCAGUUUACCUCCCUCCGUGACCUGCUGUGGGGAAAUGCCGUCUACCUGAAGGAAGCCAACGCCAUUAGUGUGGAGCUUAAGAAGAAAGUCCAGUUCCAGUUUGUCUUGCUGACGGACACACUGUACUCUCCGCUUCCCCCUGAGCUACUGUCACCAGAGCCAGAGAAAGAGCGUGACUCCAGGCCUUUCCCCCACACCGUGGUGGCGGUAGAGGUUCAAGACCUGAAGAAUGGAGCCACACACUACUGGUCCCUUGAUAAACUCAAGCAGAGGCUGGACCAGAUGAGAGAGAUGUAUGACCGUGCUGGAGAAAUGGCCUCCACAAACCAGGAGGACGGAGAGGGCUCUAUGACAGGAAAUGACCCCUUCUAUGACCGCUUCCAUUGGUUUAAACUUGUGGGGAGCUCCCCCAUCUUCCACGGUUGUGUUAAUGAGCGCCUGGCCGACCGCACGCCCUCGCCUACCUUCUCUACCACUGAUUCCGAGAUCACCGAGCUGGCGGACGAGCGCCAGAGCGAGAUGUCUGACUUGAUUGAUGAUGAGGCUUUUGUGGAUGACACCAGCUCAGAUGCUGGCACUGAAGAGGGCUCGGACAUCUUCAGUGACGGCCAGGACCCCUUCUAUGACCGCUCACCCUGGUUCAUCCUGGUGGGAAGAGCUUUCGUGUACCUGAGCAACCUGCUGUACCCUGUACCACUAGUGCACCGUGUUGCCAUAGUAACAGAGAAGGGCGAGGUGCGUGGUUUCCUGCGUGUGGGGGUCCAGGCUAUAGCUGCUGACGAGGAGGCCCCGGACUAUGGGUCAGGAGUUAGACAGUCAGGAACUGCCAAGAUUUCCUUUGAUGAUGAGUACUUCAAAAAGAAUGACUUUCCUUCCAUGGUUAUGACCCGCUCCGGUUUGUCCCUGGAAGAGCUGCGCAUUGUGGAGGGUCAGGGCCAGAGUUCUGAGGUCAUCACACCCUCAGAGGAGCUUAACAGAAUCAAUGACAUGGACCUCAAGCUGGGUAACAUCGGAGACACCAAGCUGAGUUGUGGUGAGGGUCUGGCAGGCCAGCUGGAGGUGGGCAGCAUCUUUACCUUCCGUGUUACUGUGCUCCAGGCCAGUGGCAUCCCGCCGGAGUACGCAGAUAUCUUCUGCCAAUUCAAUUUCCUGCAUCGUCAUGAUGAAGCUUUUUCCACUGAGCCUCUGAAGAACGCCGGCAAAGGAGCUCCUCUGGGCUUUUACCACGUCCAGAACGUUUCCGUUGAGGUCACAGAGUCCUUCAUUGAGUACAUCAAGAGCAAGCCCAUUGUGUUUGAGGUGUUCGGCCACUACCAGCAGCACCCGCUGCAUUAUCAUGGCCAAGACCUGAUCAGUCCUCCACUACCAUCAAGGAAAUACUACCCUAUUCCUAUGCCUCUGUCUAAACCAGUUCCAGCCACCAAGUUGAACACUAUCACCAAGUCUAACCUGGGUCAUUGCGUCAGCAAAUACGACCUGCUGGUCUGGUUUGAGAUCAGUGAGCUGGAGCCCACCGGAGAGUACAUCCCAGCUGUAGUCGAUCACAGCGGAGGUCUGCCCUGCAAUGGCACCUACCUACUGCACCAGGGGAUCCAGCGAAGGAUCACGGUGACUCUCAUCCAUGAGAAGGGAAGCGAGCUCCACUGGAAGGACGUUCGCGAGCUGGUCGUGGGCCGCAUCAGGAGCAAAGCUGAAGUGGACGAUAGCGCUGCUGAUGCUGUCCUGUCCCUCAACAUCAUUUCUGCGAAGAACAUCAAGUCAUCCCACAACUCCAACAGGACUUUCUACCGUUUCGAGGCAGUGUGGGACAGCUCCCUGCACAACUCCCUUCUGCUAAACCGAGUCACUCCAUAUGGAGACAAGAUCUGCAUGACCCUGUCUGCAUAUCUGGAGCUGGACCAUUGCAUUCAGCCUGCUAUUAUUACCAAAGACAUCUGCAUGGUCUUCUACUCCAGAGAUGCAAAGAUCUCCCCUCCCCGUUCCCUCAGGAACCUCUUUGGGAGUGGAUACUCCAAAACCCCCGACUGCAAUCGAGUCACUGGCAUCUACGAGCUGAGCUUGUGCAAGAUGUCUGACACUGGAAGCCCAGGGAUGCAGCGCAGGAGGAGGAAGAUCCUGGACACUUCGGUGGCUUAUGUGCGUGGAGAAGAGAACCUGGCCGGCUGGAGACCCAGAGGAGACAGUCUCAUCCUGGAGCACCAAUGGGAGCUUGAGAAAAUGGAGCAGCUGCACGAGGUGGAGAAGACCCGUCACCUGCUCCUGCUGAGGGAGAAGCUGGGAGACGAUGCUCCAGUGGGAACGGCUCCUACCACCAAGUCCCUGAGCGAAUUCCUGUCCCCCAGCAUGAGCACCGGCAGCCUGUCCACCUCGACCUCCAUCUCCUCGCAGAUCUCCAGCACCACCUUUGAAAGCGCCAUCACGCCCAGCGAGAGCAGCGGCUACGACUCCACCGACAUUGAGAGCCUGGUGGAUCGUGAGAAGGAGCUGGCUACUAGGUGCCUGCGCCUCCUGACACAUACCUUCAACAGUGAAUAUAACCAAGUGGUUAACAGUAUCAGUGACUGCAAGCUGUCUGACGUCUCCCCAAUGGGACGUGACCCAUCAGUGACCAGCUUCAGCAGCGCCACCCUCACCCCCUCCUCCACUUGCCCUUCUCUGUCUGACUCCCGCUGUGGUUCAAUAGACCAGAAGACCCCAGAGAACAGCUCCCGUGCCUCCAGUCCCUCUUGUUCAGACUAUGAAAACUUCCCGAUGGUUCCCUCUCUGGAGACCUCCUACCUAGCACGGGCCGGAAAGAACGAGUUCCUCAACUUGGUGCCUGACAUUGAAGAAAUGAGGCCAGGAUCUGUAGUUUCCAAGAAAGGUUUCCUAAGCUUCAUGGAGCCACGCUCCAACUCGUGGGUGAAGCACUUUGUGGUUGUGCGCCGGCCCUACGUCUUCAUCUACAACAGCGACAAGGACCCGGUGGAGCGAGGUGUCCUCAACCUCUCCACAGCACAGGUGGAAUACAGUGAAGACCAGCAGGCCAUGCUCAAGACUCCCCACACGUUUGCUGUGUGCACAAAACAUCGAGGAAUCCUCCUGCAGGCCAACAACGAGAAAGACAUGAACGACUGGCUGUACGCUUUUAACCCCCUGCUAGCAGGAACGAUAAGAUCGAAGCUGGCGAGGAGGCGCAGUGGCCUAAUGAAGAACUGAGUGGGUUGGACCGGCACACAGGAAACCGUGGCUUCCAUUGUUUCUGGAAAGCCUUUUGAACAUACCAAGUGUUAACACUUAUUAAUCAUUGUGAUUCUUGACAGUUUUCUCUUGUAAGUAGACUUGUGGCUUAAGUCUCCUUUCAUGCGACUAAAAGUUUCAGUUCCAGAGAAAUUUGCCUCCCCCUCUCCCUCCGACAACCCUCCGCCAACUUAGCUUUUCUCCUCUCGAUUUCCCGUGCCCUCUCCUACUCAGCUUUUUGUGUUUUUGUUUUUAUGACAAUGGCUGAGUCUAAUUUUGUUCCGCUUUGUUGUCAUUCCCUAAAUCCCUAACUAGUAGCAUGUUGUAAUAGUCUACUUGUGUGUGCACGAUUCUUCAGAAACUGUUCUUUCUGGCCACUAAUUUUUUGUUUGCCAAUCAUCUGUAAAGAAAUUGUCUCUAUCAGUGUUAUUUGUCUCCCGAAAGGAGUUCAAUUUUAUUUUUGGGUUGUUUCAUUUUUUUAUUAAUAUGCCCUCAUGAUAACUGCAGCAGUCCUCAGGAGAACUCCAGGUUUGCUUACUCAAAAGACAUUUAAACAAAUCCGAUAAUCUACAGUUGAAACCAUGAAGGGAAAAUAUACAAUUUUCUCCAAUUGAUGUAUUACUUUCUAUUCUGCUACAGAAAGCAAGGCUACUUCAAGAUCUAUUGCUGCUAAUGAAUUCCUAGGUGAGAUUUGCAUCAGGCCAGCGCUUCUAGCUUCCCCUCUGCUGUCUCCUAAAUGGCCUUUAGCAACAAAAUGUUAAGUCUAAAAAAAUGUGUCCCAACUCAGCAAGACCUGAGUUCAGCGCAGGAUUCCCAUGUGAUAUUUAGAUCCCACUCUUCAGUCUGUGCACAUUCACCAACGCCAACCCCGAUAGUGCCGUCAGUCAAGCGAUUACUUGCAAUCAUGCAUUUGUGUCAACGUCAAAAAUACAUGCCGACAUGCAAAAAAUAAAUGCAUGAGGAUUAUUUCAUAUCUCAGCAGUGACAACGUGACAAUGGAUUGUUCCUGCAGGAGUAGAUAUUUGUCCUUGUCCUUUUGCUAUUUCAUCUCAAGAAAAAAACAGGGUGGAGGAGGAAGAGGAGGAAGACGGACAGUACUCUUAAAAAGAGAAUUUGAUUUGUACAUACAGUCUGUUUUGGGAUCAGUGUGGUAGUUAACUUUCAUUUAAGACAUUCCUCUCAGCUCCUCUAGCAGUUUUUUUUGUCAUACUAACUUGUUGAGACUUGGAUCCCGAGAGUCUCAGCAUUUGCUAGUAUUUAGUUGAACCAUCACGCACGUGUGAUACCGAAUACUAAAACAAAACCUGGUGAAAUGGGAGGAAGAAGUAAGAAAGAAGAUUGAAUUUGCAAUGCUCUAGCCUUGACGCCGGUAGACAAGUGAUGAAGCUGCUAGCCCAUAGCCUGCAGGACAGAUAAUGUAUAGUUUAUCCCAUGACUCCCCUCACUGUAUGCUAGUGUCAGGUAAAAUGUCUAAAGUGAAGUACUUACUGUUCAGCAGCACCACAGGUUACCAUGUGUUCAUUUUCUAUUUGUGUUCUUGAAUUGAAACUCAUCUAACUCUAUUUGGGUUGACGUUUCUUUUUUUUUUAAAUUAUUAACAUUGUUUUUUCUAUUAUGCUUUUAAUCAUUCCACAGUGAAGUUUUAUACGAAAUGUAACCAAGGGCAUUUAUUUUGUUGUAACCAGCUGUGUUGGUGUUUAACCUUAUUUUGCACAUUAACACAUAUCUAUAGCAAGAUGAGGGCAGAUCACACCUGUUGAGUCCAAGAUUUUUUUCUGAGCAUCAGGAACACUGAUAAGAGCACAUACCAAGGUUACACUGGAUAGCUGUUUGUUAGACAGAAAGAAGUGAUAUUAAAAGGACGACAUAUACUCAAAGGGUUUAUUUCUGAUAUGUUUUUAUAAAAACAAAUAUUUGCACUGUACAUCGUUCUACAGCUGUUGCAUUUGGCUCCUGAUAAAUUAUGCCUCUGUCUCUUCAAAUGGUAGAAGUGUGAUAAGCACAGAUGGGAAUUAAACACUCUGGCCAACCAACCAGUAGAAUGCCUACUGUAUCUUAUGGAAGAGAAAUUAAGGUUGAAGGUGUUGAAACAGAGGCAGCCAUCGCCUGUUACAAAUAUUAGUGGAAUUAUUGGUGACAUAUCUUCAUCGUUUGCUGAUGUAAAGACCGAAAACAUUUGACUCAAGUCCAAAUAAGUAAAAAUGGCAGAGCGUCGCUGCCCUCGGGUCAGCCAACCUGAUGGGCAGAGGAACAAAAACCUGCUGAAUUGUUUCUGGGAAAAUGUAUAAUAAUAAUGAAAAACCAUAUAUGGACUGAUGAAGUCUCUAAGUGAAAGGUACCUCACGUUAACCUCAGCGUACUGUGUGAGAUAUCAAUAUGUUGCAGCAAACAUUUUCACUUUACAGACUAAUUUGCAGAGGUGUAUUAUUUUGGAUUGUGUAUUUAUUGUUUGCAAUGUAUAUAUUAGUUUGCAGCUCUUUGCACAUAAUAAUAAAAGGUUCAACUAACUGAUCAAAUAAAGUCUGUGCGGUUUAGUUGUUCUACUCGGAGUGAACCAAAAUGAUGGUGUGGCAGCCUCUUCCAGUCUGAACUGCGAGAGCGUUGAAUGUACUAUGAAGAUGUGUGUUUUUCCAUCAUUUAAAAAAGGUAAAAAAGAGAAUUACUAAAAUGUAACCCACUGCAUCUUUUUCAGAGGAGGUGAGUUACAUUAGUGCUUUCUCUUUAUUAGAAAGUGGUUUGAGUGAAGUCUGCUUUUGAUUUGAAGAAUAUUUACUCACUAUUCAUGCUAGCCAGCCACUUGAAUUAUAACAAAAUAAGGUUGGUUUUUAACUCAUUUUAUUUUUUUCUAAUAUCAGGGAAUAUAAUACAAAGUAGCUAGUGACAUCUAAAAUGACAGUAUACUAUUGUUGUGCUGGUGUCUUUCUUCACCUCAAAACUUUUUUUUUUUUUUUUUUUUUCCUUCCGUUGAUGCCUUUCAAAACAAAACUAGCCAUGAUAUUUUCCGUUGUCCCCUCUGGCUAUAACUGUAAUAUCAGUUCAACUGCAUUCCCUUUGAAUUUGUUUCACCAAAAGAAAAAGACAAACCACGACAUUAACGCUGUACAUUAUUUGUCAGACUGGUUUCAUUUUCAUACUUAUUUUGUAAAUAUCUGUGUUGUAUGGAGCUUGAAUUAAAAUGUAAAUAUGUUUACUGUAUUUGUAAUUAUUAUAAUCCAUUCGCUGUAUAGCAUAGAUGUGUCAUGCAGAUAUCCUAAUUCUGUGUAUGGUAAUCUUGCACCAUUGAACUGUUUAGUGAAUGAGGCAACAAUAAAAGUGCAAACUGUGCAUUAGCAGAACAA
Molecule: messenger RNA, 9188 nt
Organism: Perca flavescens (yellow perch)
Lineage: Eukaryota; Metazoa; Chordata; Actinopteri; Perciformes; Percidae
Gene: kif1b
Product: kinesin family member 1B
Exons: 48
Coding region: 364-5829 (1821 amino acids)
Biological process (GO): microtubule-based movement
Molecular function (GO): microtubule motor activity; microtubule binding; ATP binding
Source: RefSeq, a predicted model, not a curated record